AUGGGUAACACAGCUAGUGUCGCGGGCCGUGACUGCUUCAUGGCUGCUGUGGGAGGGGAUCCUAAUCUGGCUGCGUUUCGUGGCGAUCUGUUGUAUGAAUUUCGGGCCUUGCCGUCCUACAACCUCGCGAUUCCUGUCAUUCCUGAGGUCAUCACCUAUCCCAAGAAUACGACGCAGGUUGCUGAGAUUGUGCGCUGUGCCGUGGAGGAGAAAUAUCGGGUGCAAGCUUACAGUGGCGGUCAUAGCUAUGGCAACUAUGGUCUGGGGGGUACUGAUGGCCAUGUUGUCAUCGACCUGAAAAACUUCCAGCAAUUCUCCAUGGAUCCGGAUACCCACAUUGCCACGGUUGGAGCAGGUACAAACUUGGGUGACCUCCAGAACCGUCUUUUGCAUGCGGGUGGUAGAGCGAUGGCACAUGGAUCUUGUCCACAAGUCGGCGUGGGUGGUCAUUUCACUAUCGGUGGAUUGGGUCUCAUGUCACGACAAUGGGGAACGUCGCUGGAUCAUGUGGUGGAGGCUGAAGUAGUCCUGGCCAAUUCCAGCGUUGUGACGGCCUCGGACACCCAAAACCAAGAUAUCUUCUGGGCUAUCAAGGGUGCAGCUGCCAGUUUUGGAAUCGUCACUCAAUUCAAAGUUCGCACACAUGAAGUUCCUAAGGCUGCUAUCCAAUACACAUAUACAUUCAGCCAAGGAGACAUAUUGGACAAAGUGAAAUUGUUCCAAGCCUGGCAGUCUCUGGUCGCAAAGCCUAAUAUUACGCGCAACUUUUCCACCGAACUCACCAUCUUCCAAGACGGUAUCGUGAUCAUGGGUAGUUUCCUCGGUACCCGAGAGGAGUUCCAAGAAUUCCAGCAUGAGAACGGUCUCCCAAUUGAAAGUAUGGGCAAUGUGGCAUACAUCACGAACUGGCUAGCCUUAGUGGCUAAUUCCGCUGAGAACUACCUGAUCUCACUCGCUGGCGGCCUACUCACAUCGUUCUAUUCCAAGUCAUUGUCGUUUACCGCUGAUCAGAUGUUUACCGAGCGGGAUCUUGUCACUUUCUUCACUUAUCUCGACACCGCACCAAAGGGAACUCAGACCUGGUGGGUCAUUUUUGACAUGGAGGGUGGUGCGAUCAACGAUGUUCCCAUGAAUGCCACAUCCUUCGUGCACCGCGAUGCUGUCAUGUGGAUGCAAUCCUAUUCCGUCGUCGGGUUCGAACCUCCUGGAUUCAUCGCACGGAGGUUCCUCAAUCGCUUGCAUCAAGUCGUGUUAGAAAACCGUCCAGCGGGUCCUAUGCGUGCCUAUCCGGGAUAUGUUGAUCCUUAUCUCAAGAAUGGCCAGAUGGCGUACUGGGGCUCCAAUCUUGAACGUCUUCAAAGUAUCAAAACGCUUGUCGAUCCGAGAGAUAUUUUCCACAACCCGCAGAGUGUGCCUGUGAAUCCAAUCACCAAUCGGCGUGACUUGCAGCUUCAAGAUGUCUAG
Penicillium paradoxum is the source of this 1464-nucleotide messenger RNA. RefSeq names its product FAD-binding oxidoreductase. Lineage: Eukaryota; Fungi; Ascomycota; Eurotiomycetes; Eurotiales; Aspergillaceae. The transcript has 2 exons. The record is from RefSeq and is a predicted model, not a curated record. The coding region runs from base 1 to 1464 and encodes 487 amino acids. Gene Ontology annotation, molecular function: FAD binding; oxidoreductase activity.